Messenger RNA from Caenorhabditis remanei, 588 nucleotides. RefSeq lists its product as uncharacterized. The record is from RefSeq and is a predicted model, not a curated record. Bases 1 to 588 code for a protein of 195 amino acids. NCBI's taxonomy places the organism in Eukaryota, Metazoa, Nematoda, Chromadorea, Rhabditida, Rhabditidae. The transcript is spliced from 3 exons.
AUGGGAGACGCAAAUUCAGCGGAUUUGAAGACACUCGAAAAUGGAUCCAACUCGUCGUCGAUUGAUAAUGUUGAGAGAAAAAUGAUUUUGCUGAAAAUAGCGGAAAACGAAAAGUCUCGCUUUGAUGACGUCAUCACUGGCGCGGAAUCAGAGAAUGGAUGGGAGGAUUGUUGGAAGGAGACGGAGGAUAGUGUGACACAAUCAAUUGAUGAAUUGGAUAGAAGUAUUCCAGAGGAAUGGAUUGAUGAGCAUCCCAAGACUAUUGCUCCGUCUCCAGGAGUCUAUAGCAUUGAGAAACCACUUCAAUCGGCUCCACACAGCUACUAUGAACUGAUGGAUCUGAAUGUGGAGAAUAUUGACAACACUGUUCGUAUGGCACGUGUUCCGUCUCAAUAUCAAUUGGAUGCUCUUUCCGAAAUGUUCAUUUUUGAUGUCCCACAACAUUAUACAAUGAGGAAGGCGUCUGCCAACUGCCAACCACUUCCAACCAACAUCGUCUCAGCUGAUCAAGAAGAUCGUCCAGAUGUGAAUGACUGGACAACUCCGUACUUUGUGAACUCUGAAUAUGUCUCCGAAUUGCUCAUGUAG